AUAACCCCAGUAAUGUACAAAUAAACAGUUGAAGAAAAGUUAAUGAAAAGUUAAAUUCUAGCUAGAAUUACAAAAUGACACUUUGUUUCCCUUCCACAUGACUGCCACUAGAGGGUAGAUUUGUCCCUCUGUUUACUAUUAUGGAUUGCUGAAAUAGGCGAAAACCAGGAAAAAAACUGAACAAAGUUUGCCACUUUUGACUUUGGCUCAUCUGAGCAGCAAUAUAGUUGAAUGCAAAAUCUUCCAUUGGUGACAUUGCUCUGAGUAUCGAGAACAUAGAUGCUACUUCCCUAAAAGGAAGCUGUGCACACAAGAAAGAGGAAGCCUCUCUGAGUUCCCAGUAUCUCGCAUGGUGACUAUAAAUUCACAGUUAAACAGUUCAUCUGCAGGGUAAUGUUUUGUGUGUUUAAGGCCUUUUUUCCAAAAUGAAUUAAUAUAUCUAAAAACCAAUAUAGAGAGGACUGUUUUAUUUUCGUUGCCUAUAAAUAGAGAAAUGGUCAUGCUAAGGACUUGGAUUGAGCCAGUAGUGGCUGGUGUCCAAAUUGCCAGCUCUUUUUAUGACACUGGGCUCCUGAUGACAGUCAAAAAUUACUAUAACCAAACCAUCAGACCUUCUAACAGCUCAAGCGAUGAUGAACUUCAGAAAGCGAUCUCCAACUUCUACAUCAUCUAUAACGUGGUCAUGGGGUUGACACCUUUGCUGUCUGCUUAUAUCCUGGCUAAAAUUAGUGAGAAAACAAGUAUAAAGGUUACUAUCUGUGUGCCAUUGAUGGGUUACUUGAUAUCCAGGAUGUUUCUCCUCUUUGUGAUUUUAUUGGAUUGGCCCAUUGAAGUCAUUUUUGGCUCGGCUGCUUUCAAUGGUUUAACUGGCUGGUUCACCACCUAUUGGGCUGGGGUAACGGCUUGGACAUCGAUGGGAUCUUCAGAAAGCAAGCGGUCUUUGAAACUCUUUAUCAUUGAGCUUGUGUAUGGAUUGGCCGGUUUUGCUGGGAGUUUGGUAUCUGGCUAUAUCUUUGUACAUCUAAAUAUUAAUCAACAUCAAGGCACUAUCCUUGCCUCUUGUAGCACUGGCUGCUAUGCAUUUUGUGUCUUGUAUAGUAUAUUUAUUUUAAAAAUGCCUGAUGCUGAAGAGUGGAACGCGGAAGGCAACUCCACCGAAGCCCUACAUGAAUCCAUCAACUCUGACUAUACAGAGCAAAGUAGAUUGUUAGGUGACACGCCAUCAGAUAACACACACAAAAACCCAACUGAUGUGUCAUUUUCUAAAUGUGUCAUCAAAUGUAUGUUUGUGAGUGCCAUUGUAUAUAAUAUCGCUGUAACCGCAACUGAUGAUGUCAUUAAUGUCUUUGUGCUGAAAGAACCAUUAAGCUGGGGCCCAGUUGAAGUUGGAUAUGGCAAUGCCGUAGCUUACAUGACCUACAUCACCAGUUUUUUUGGAGUUUAUAUUUUCUCAAAAUGUUUUGGAGAUCUGGGCUUGAUCAUUAUAGGAAUGAUCUCGUUCAGCUGUGGGAUUCUGAUCAUGGCUUUUGUGCGCUGGACUUACCUAUAUUACAUUGCACGGGCUGUGAUGCUGUUCUCGCUGAUCACUACACCAACAAUCAGGUCAAUGAUUUCCAAACAUGUUAAGGGAUCAUCAUAUGGCAAAGUCUUCGUGGUGCUUCAGAUGGCCAUAGAAGUGAUUUCUGUGAGUUCUUCUGCUGGAUUUAAUAAACUAUAUCAGGCUACACUGGACUGGUACAGUGGAUUCUGCUUCUUUGUAUUCUCUGCCUUGGGAUUUCUCAGCAUCAUCCCUGUCAUUAUAACAGUCUGCAAGCAACGUCACACAAGUACCACACAAGAGAAUGUCAGUAAUGAAAGGACCAGCAAAACAACUGCCCAGACAUGAUUUUUCCUUCAGAGGCUGUAUCAGUUGUUACAGUUAUUUUUAUUGUAUAUUAAGAUAAACUUGUUGCUUCUUCAUUUUGUUUUGUCAUUGGACUAUUUGAUUUUUAUUAUUUUAGCACUUAGAUGGGUUAGAUGUGAAUCUACAUUAAAUAACACAUCAUCAAUAUAAAUAAAUCAUGGGAAACAGCAUCCAGCAGAA
Xenopus laevis (African clawed frog) is the source of this 2083-nucleotide messenger RNA. Its product is annotated as thymic stromal cotransporter homolog. The transcript is spliced from 5 exons. The record is from RefSeq and is a predicted model, not a curated record. NCBI's taxonomy places the organism in Eukaryota, Metazoa, Chordata, Amphibia, Anura, Pipidae. Bases 494 to 1885 code for a protein of 463 amino acids.